CAGUCAUGAACACGUGAGAAUCUGACAUGGCUUUUAUUUUUCUGGUUCUUACAGAGUUAAACUAGCACAUGCACUGACUGGCUGUUGCUCUGAAAGCUAGUUUCCCCUCCCUGUGUAGUUGCAAUAUUGAUGUGUUUGAGACAGAGAGAGAGAGAAUUGGUUUCUCUCAGCAGUAGCAGCAACAUUGCUAUUAUCACAGUCCUGGAACAGCAGUUAAUCGCACUACAGACUGCAGGCCAGUACUGCAGAUUAUUCUAGGCACAACAAGAUCAACGUUUUUAUUUCUAACUUGCUUUGUGGCAGUGGCUUGGGUUGUGUCAUAAGGGCCUGUCUCUGCUCUGGCAUUCUGCAUUCAGGAGAGAGGGCAGGUAAUGGAAUAUCAAGAAACCGCUAUGAGGGCCAUGCUAUCCAGUUUGCUCACAUGGUUUAUGUGCUUCAUUCAGCAUUAAGUAGGAAAAUCAGAUCUAGGACUGCUGAAGACAUAAAAGACAUGGGGUGGCAGUUACUCCAGCAAGUAUUUCUACAAGAAAGGACCACACACAGAAUAAUUAUUGGGUCUCUUUUUGAAGCAUAAUUCUUUCUCUACAGAUAACCUGUCUUCUCAGAAAUAACUGCCUUAUAGGAUGUUGAAGGAAUGUAUGCACGCAAGAUCACUUAUGGAUGUUCAUGCAGUUCUCUUUUCAUUGACAAUAAAAGCAGUUUCCUAAACUCAGUAAUUUUGCAAGAUGAUGAGUGAGCAGAAUUAGAUUGUCUGUUCCCCUGAUCUGUUUUCAUAAACGUAUGUAACUACAACCGAAGGUAAAGAAAUAAGGUAACAAAAAAGAAAAUUAAAAAAAAAAAAGAUAUAUAUAUAUAUAUAUAUAUAUAGACAACUUGGUCUUUGUUGCUGAGGAUUUGCAAAUCUUACGGUGGGUUGAGGAGAUUGUUUUGUAAAGCACAAAAGUUUGGAGCUAUCUUGCCUUCAGGAUGACAUCGCAUGUGAAACUACGCAAAGAAAGGGGUUCCCUUGCCGAGUAUGAAAAUCAAGUGAAAGAACUUCGAACCCAGCUAGCAGAACAGCUCAAAUGUCUCGAUAUCCAAGUGGAGAUCCGAUUACAACUUCUUGCAGAUCUUUCAGAUUAUCUGCGAAGGAAGGCAGAGCUUGAACUAGAUUAUUCUCGUGGGCUAGAAAAGCUUACAGAGAGGUUUUCAUCCAAGAUCCGAAACUCGAAGGAACAUCAAAACUUCAGGGUCUGCAAUUAA
Protopterus annectens (West African lungfish) is the source of this 1242-nucleotide messenger RNA. Its product is annotated as SLIT-ROBO Rho GTPase-activating protein 2C-like. Lineage: Eukaryota; Metazoa; Chordata; Ceratodontiformes; Protopteridae. The coding region runs from base 967 to 1242 and encodes 91 amino acids. The transcript has 3 exons. The record is from RefSeq and is a predicted model, not a curated record. Gene Ontology annotation, biological process: negative regulation of cell migration. Gene Ontology annotation, cellular component: cytoplasm.